This is a messenger RNA of Neomonachus schauinslandi (Hawaiian monk seal), 1973 nucleotides long. It is a transcript of the gene CSTF1, whose product is annotated as cleavage stimulation factor subunit 1. Gene Ontology annotation, molecular function: RNA binding; protein binding. Gene Ontology annotation, cellular component: mRNA cleavage stimulating factor complex. The record is from RefSeq and is a predicted model, not a curated record. Bases 116 to 1411 code for a protein of 431 amino acids. Gene Ontology annotation, biological process: mRNA 3'-end processing. The transcript has 6 exons. NCBI's taxonomy places the organism in Eukaryota, Metazoa, Chordata, Mammalia, Carnivora, Phocidae.
GCGCUCAUAGCGAUCGAUCGGGCAGAAUUCGCGCCUCCAUUUUUCUGGGAGAAAGCGGGAGAUCGAGAGAGCCGGACUAGCGGCUGGCAAGGAAAUUGUCUUCCUCUUCUCCACGAUGUACAGAACCAAAGUGGGCUUGAAGGACCGCCAGCAGCUCUACAAGCUGAUCAUUAGCCAGCUCCUCUAUGAUGGCUACAUCAGCAUUGCUAAUGGCCUCAUUAAUGAAAUCAAGCCUCAAUCUGUCUGUGCACCCUCGGAGCAGCUCCUGCAUCUCAUCAAACUAGGAAUGGAAAAUGAUGAUACUGCAGUUCAGUAUGCAAUUGGUCGUUCAGAUACAGUUGCCCCGGGCACAGGAAUUGACCUGGAAUUUGAUGCAGACGUCCAAACUAUGUCCCCAGAGGCUUCAGAGUACGAAACAUGCUAUGUCACAUCCCAUAAAGGACCGUGCCGCGUAGCCACCUACAGUAGAGAUGGGCAGUUAAUAGCUACUGGAUCUGCUGAUGCUUCCAUAAAGAUACUUGACACAGAAAGAAUGUUGGCCAAAAGUGCCAUGCCAAUCGAGGUCAUGAUGAAUGAGACUGCACAACAGAACAUGGAAAACCACCCAGUGAUCCGAACGCUUUACGACCACGUGGAUGAAGUCACAUGUCUCGCUUUCCACCCGACAGAACAGAUCCUUGCCUCUGGUUCAAGGGAUUAUACUCUUAAAUUAUUUGAUUAUUCCAAACCAUCUGCAAAAAGAGCCUUCAAAUACAUUCAGGAAGCUGAAAUGUUACGCUCCAUCUCUUUUCAUCCUUCCGGAGACUUUAUACUUGUUGGGACUCAGCAUCCUACUCUUCGGCUUUAUGAUAUCAAUACAUUUCAGUGUUUUGUCUCUUGCAAUCCUCAAGAUCAACACACCGAUGCUAUAUGCUCCGUGAAUUACAAUCCUAGUGCCAAUAUGUAUGUAACUGGUAGCAAGGACGGCUGCAUCAAGUUAUGGGAUGGUGUUUCAAAUCGAUGCAUCACAACUUUUGAGAAAGCCCAUGAUGGUGCUGAAGUUUGUUCUGCCAUUUUCUCCAAAAAUUCGAAAUACAUUCUCUCCAGUGGAAAAGACUCUGUAGCUAAACUUUGGGAGAUAUCAACAGGACGAACGCUGGUCAGAUACACAGGUGCCGGCUUGAGCGGGCGGCAGGUGCACCGGACGCAGGCCGUGUUCAACCACACCGAGGACUACGUACUGCUGCCGGACGAGAGGACCAUCAGUCUGUGCUGCUGGGAUUCUCGCACAGCCGAGCGCCGGAACCUGCUCUCCCUGGGCCACAACAACAUCGUGCGCUGCAUCGUGCAUUCGCCCACCAACCCCGGCUUCAUGACGUGCAGCGAUGACUUCCGAGCACGGUUUUGGUACCGGAGAUCAACCACGGACUAGCCCGCCUCCAGGAUACGGGGUUCUUUUCUCGAGGACUGUGCCCCUCCUGCCCCUGCAUCCCAUCACCAGCUCCAGCUCCGGUAGUAAGUCACUGCACCACCUGGCAGUCGUGCUCCCACCUCUCCAUCCUUCUUGGAUUUGUACAAAAGAAUCUUUUUUUACCUUGAUGUAGAAUCAUGGUGGGAAAAGUUGGAAACGCAGAUCUGUGCGGUGGUUCUGCAUUCACUGAUUAUUACAGUGUGAUUUUCAUCGGUUUUGUAAAUACAGGACUUGCCAUUUCUCUUGAAUCUCUUGAUCAUUUGAAGAAGGAUAGAGUAUUAAAGUGCUUUCUAGAUCUCAAGUGGAUCUGUCCUGAGGAAUUUUCGUUUGAUGGUUUUGUCAACUUCUGUGCCUGUUCUACAACCUCUUUGUCUAUAUAUCUCCUUGCAGAAUACAUUUGGGCAGAUAAGUAGGCAUACGGCUCUGAGAAUCAAGAGUGUUGUGCCAUAUUAAAACCAUUUUAGAGAAUCUAUCAGUUCUAUCCUAAAAUGACAUCAUCCUGAAAAUAAAGCUCGAAUCUCCA